Molecule: messenger RNA, 954 nt
Organism: Clupea harengus (Atlantic herring)
Lineage: Eukaryota; Metazoa; Chordata; Actinopteri; Clupeiformes; Clupeidae
Gene: fam32a
Product: family with sequence similarity 32 member A
Cellular component (GO): nucleolus
Source: RefSeq, a predicted model, not a curated record
GCAGUACUUCCGCCGAAAGGCGGAAACGUUGUGAGAACACAACAAAAAAAACGUAACAGCCUAACAUCGCGAAAACAUGGCCGAAUACGGGAGUGUCCAGAAGGGUUCUCUAAAACUGAAAGGACUAGGGGAUCUAUCGUCAGCUAAGAAGAAGAAGAAGAAGGAGAAAGAAAAGAAGAAACUCGGCGAACAACAAUUUAGGCAAUCUCAAGACUCAGAGGAACAAAACGAGAAAACAUACAUCGACAAAAGGACACCAGCUCAAAUGUCCUUCGAUAAAAUUCAAGAAAGAAGACAAAUGGAACGUAUUCUGAAUAAAGCACAAAAAACCCACAAAAGGAGAGUUGAGGAAUUCAACAGACACCUGGAUACUCUCACUGAACAUUAUGAUAUUCCCAAAGUCAGUUGGACCAAAUAAACAGGUUGAUGCGUGGAUAUGGACUAUAGUGAUGCUCAGUUGGCCUCUUAAAAUGUGUAUUUCAUGAAACAUGGUCUUGAUUUAUUUACAACUGCAAUUGAUGUUAUCUGAGUGGAACAGUUCCAUUUUGCUUUUAGAAAUGUGCAAAAUGCAGCAGGUCAAAGGAUACAGUGCUUGAGCUUUUCUGUUAAUAGCAUUGUAUGACCAAUUCAUUUCCCAUGUCCUUUUGUAGUUGUUCUGUCCUUUAUUAAAACAGGCUCAGUAAAGUGAGGCUUGUGUUUUUUUUGUUUUUAAUAACCAAAUUUAGGUAUCACUGAUCAGGCAUUUCAGUUUGUAUAGCCAAUGGCUUUUUUGUGUUGCCAGCCAGCUUUUCUUUUGGGCAGUUUUAUUUCACAUGUUAAUGUUCUAAUUAUGAUUGAGCAGAUUUGUCGUUAAAAGGUUUAUGUUGUUUUUAAACAAAUGGAUGACAAAAUGGAUGAUCAAAUGGUGCGGUGGAAUAUUUCAGUUUAGUAAUAAACCUUUUUGUUGACAUUGUA